AUGGCCAUCACCGCAACUCAGACCACAGUUGAAAGCGCAAUUGAGCUUCCUGAAUUGACGCAAGGGAGUGGCCGUGAUGCUGGUUCGACCGAGGCCGAACCAGCGCAGGGGCCUGACCAACGCCUCAAUAAGUCGGUGUACUUGAAGAUCAUCAGCGCUGGCUUCUCUUUCUUCGUAGCUGGCGUCAACGAUGGAAGCAUUGGAGCCCUGAUACCUUAUAUAAUACGCGAAUAUGACAUUAGCACGGCAAUUGUAUCGAGCGUCUAUGGCGCCAACUUUCUCGGCUGGCUGUUUGCAGCCUUUGCCAACACCCAUCUCUGCCAAUAUCUCAAUCUCGGCGCGAUGCUUGCCCUUGGAGCCGUGUUCCAGAUUGCGGCACAUGCCCUCCGAUCUUGGGAUCCUCCGUUUGGGCUGUUUGUUGUGACGUUCUGGCUUGUGAGCGUUGGACAAGCAUUUCAAGAUACUCACGCAAACUCGUGGGUCGCCAGCGCUGUUCCCAAGGGUGCUCACCGCUGGCUGGCCUUUAUUCAUGCCAUGUACAUGGCGGGCUGCUUGGUUGGGCCGUUUGUUUCCACUGCCAUAGCGUCUGCCGGAGACGUCUCGCGAUGGUAUCUGUUUUAUACGUUCCCACUAGCUCUUGGUGCCGUCAAUCUUGGGCUGACGUGUGUUGCAUUCCGUGAUACUCUUGGGCUUCAUCAAAAGACAGUUGCAACUGUAUCGAGGAACAAGGAGGCCACGCAACUCAUCAAAAAGACUGCAAGCACGCCCAGUGUCUGGCUGCUCAGCCUCUUCUUUUUCUUCUACCUCGGCUCCGUCCUUACUGCUGGCGGUUGGGUCGUGGAAUACCUGGUUAAUGUUCGUCAUGGUGAUUUAUCACAAAUGGGUUAUGUCCCUGCUGGCUUCAGCGGCGGCGGUCUUCUUGGCCGAUUGCUACUGGCAGAGCCAACGCAUAGAUUUGGAGAACGCCGGAUGGUGUUUUUCUACAUCGUUGCUGCGAUUGGUCUCCAGCUGAUAUUUUGGUUGGUACCGAAUAUCAUUGCUGCCUCGAUCGCCGUUAGCUUGAUCGGUUUCUUUACAGGGCCAUUGUUCCCAACUGGCAUCUCGCUUGGGUCAAAGCUUUUCUCACCAGACAUUCACUCCACCGCGCUACCGCUGGUGUUUGUUUUUGCCCAGAUGGGAGGCUCAUUGUUUCCCAUCAUUACAGGCGUGGUAUCUGCCGAUGCCGGUGUGAGAGUUCUGCAACCGAUUUUGGUCGCUCUUCUUGCCACCACGGCAGUAACUUGGAUGCUGGUGCCAUCGCCAAAGUCAACAUCCAAUACUGCCCUGCAUCAAGAGUGA
Messenger RNA from Trichoderma breve, 1338 nucleotides. Its product is annotated as major facilitator superfamily domain-containing protein. NCBI's taxonomy places the organism in Eukaryota, Fungi, Ascomycota, Sordariomycetes, Hypocreales, Hypocreaceae. The coding region runs from base 1 to 1338 and encodes 445 amino acids. Gene Ontology annotation, molecular function: transmembrane transporter activity. Gene Ontology annotation, biological process: transmembrane transport. The transcript has 5 exons. Gene Ontology annotation, cellular component: membrane. The record is from RefSeq and is a predicted model, not a curated record.